ACCUUCGCCCAAACUCGCUUCAUUUCGCAGCGAUCGGUUACACAAUUCGCAUUCGCGGUUACAGUUUCAACCGGAUCAUCACCAGCCACCAUGGGUCGUAAGUUCUGCGUUGGAGGAAACUGGAAGAUGAAUGGCGACAAGGCCAGCAUCACCGAACUGUGCAAAUUGUUGUCGGCCGGCCCGCUGGACCCGAAUACCGAAGUAGUGGUCGGUUGCCCUGCACCGUACUUGUCGCUGGCGCGCUCAUCGCUACCGCAAUCGAUUGGUGUGGCGGCCCAGAACUGCUACAAGGUUUCGAAGGGCGCGUUCACCGGUGAAAUCUCUCCCGCCAUGCUGAAGGAUCUCGGCCUGGGCUGGGUUAUCCUGGGUCACUCGGAGCGCCGUGCCAUUUUCGGUGAAACGGACGAGCUGAUAGCGGAGAAAGUGGCCCAUGCCCUUGCGGAAGGACUGAAGGUCAUCGCUUGCAUCGGCGAGACGCUGCAGGAGCGCGAAGCCGGUCAAACCGAAGCAGUGUGCUUCCGCCAGACGAAAGCCAUCGCCGCCCAGGUGAAAGACUGGAGCAACGUGGUUAUUGCGUACGAACCGGUGUGGGCCAUCGGAACCGGCAAGACCGCCACCCCAGAGCAGGCACAGGAAGUGCAUGCCGCUUUGCGGAAGUGGUUCACGGAGAACGUUUCUGCGGACGUCUCGAACGGCAUCCGCAUUCAGUACGGUGGCUCGGUUACGGCCGCAAACUGUCGCGAGCUGGCCGCCAAGCCGGACAUUGAUGGUUUCCUAGUUGGCGGCGCUUCCUUGAAGCCCGAGUUUAUUCAGAUUGUCAACGCCAGACAGUGAGUCGGAGCUUCGGAUCUGCCCAGUCCCGUUGAGUAGUGACAGGGACACGCACAGUAGAAGCGCACGUCCCCAAUUAAUGUGUUACGUUUCGUCUUACUUUAAGCACCGCUCGAUGCGCUGAUUGUUACAUUUAAGCAUUAAACCCGAGUCAUUCAUUCAAAUAAAUGUAAAAUCGCCGGCAUGUUGUCUUAGUGAAAACGAGUGUUAUUUUUCUACGCCGUCAUUUCCACGUUGUCGUAGAUAUCUUCCACACCGUCCAUUGCUUUCAGUUUAUCUUUCAGCUUUUCGUAUGCCUCCAUUGCCUCAGCAUUAAGCAUGAUGGUUGACUUUGGAAAAAAGGCUUGUUCGCAGUGCUCCACGCUGUAGUUCAACUUGUCCAACUCUUUCUUUACCCUAUCAACAUCACGAAAACUGCAAAGGAACUGCAAAAACAGGAACAUGCUUGAAAUCGCUCUUUUCCACCCUACAUGUUGGGCAAUUUUGAACGUACCCUGACCCGUCGAUCGUGCAUCACCUCGAUAUCUUCAGCACCCAUUUCGAUUGCAUGAUCCGUACACACCGAAGUAAGAUCUUCGAUUUGCACCUCUGCCGGAGGAAUGGCUUCCACGAACCCUAUUUCAUCAAAGGCAUGCUUUGUGUCGAAGAAAAGAGCACUGGGUACGAAAGACGAGAUUAAAUCGCUUAUAAACAGCACAACGGACUCCAUUACUUACAAAUUCUUCCUCAGAACAGUUGCCAUUUCCAUUUUCAGUUGUGUGAAACGAUCCGUAUACAGUACGCAAACAAUAUUGAUUUGAUCGAGGGCUUUGAUCUCCAGUAUGUACUUUUUCAGUUCCGCGGACUGAGCGGUGCUCUUCUUCAGAAUGCCCUGUAUGGUGGCGUUUGGCAUAUUUUUCUUCAACGCUUCGUCGAUCGUCGCCCGGAGUACAUUAUUCACUGCUGGGUUAGGUCCACCGGCUGGAAUGGGAAAGCAGCGUUUAACAAAGCGAGGAUUAACGUGCACAUUAUGUUCAAACCAUAUUUUGCCUACCCUGCACCGCAAGACGGAUCUGGCGGGAGAGUUUGAUGAACAGGACCGCCUUGCGCCCAUCGUUCAACGCUUUCACGUGUCGUAUGUUUUGCCAUUUCGAGUGACCGGCAUAUCCGAUUUCGCUCCGAUGUAUGUGCCUCGUAAGUGUUGCCGUUGUAGCAGGUAACCGUACAAUGCUAAUCAGCAGUCCCACAGUUCUUAACAUGUUCCAAGCGGCCGAGGAAGCUCCAAACGCGAAAGGAUGAUUACAUAAAACUUUGUUUCGAGACCGGCACUUUGAAAUGUUUACAUUUUUUAACUCACAGCAUGGUGUUGACUGACAGCACAGACAUUUUUGAAGACUCUGCUGUCAGUGUGCUGUGACAAGCCCGUUGGUGUAGCAGUUCGAAAUUCGAAAUUCGAAAUUACAAAUAUUGAAAAAAAACGACGGUUGAACUCGACCCAAUGGUUUCAAGUAAAGCUAAAGACGACUUCGUCUCGUUGUUGUUGUUUUGUAACGUUGCUUAUACCUUCUUUACGCACCUAGCUUGGAAUCACAUUCAGAUUCAAAUAAAAAACAUUCUAGUCGUAUCGCA
This is a messenger RNA of Anopheles bellator, 2439 nucleotides long. RefSeq names its product triosephosphate isomerase (gene Tpi). The transcript has a single exon. Bases 91 to 834 code for a protein of 247 amino acids. The record is from RefSeq and is a predicted model, not a curated record. Gene Ontology annotation, molecular function: triose-phosphate isomerase activity. NCBI's taxonomy places the organism in Eukaryota, Metazoa, Arthropoda, Insecta, Diptera, Culicidae. Gene Ontology annotation, cellular component: cytosol. Gene Ontology annotation, biological process: glycolytic process; glyceraldehyde-3-phosphate biosynthetic process; glycerol catabolic process.